This is a messenger RNA of Ostertagia ostertagi, 801 nucleotides long. NCBI's taxonomy places the organism in Eukaryota, Metazoa, Nematoda, Chromadorea, Rhabditida, Trichostrongylidae. The record is from the annotation of a GenBank genome assembly.
AUGUUCGAGGAGAAACUCAUCAUCGGCGUGGCUUCGGCCUGCUCCACUCUGACCAUCGUCGCCUGCCUGAUUGUGGUCCCAUCGCUCUACAACACCAUCAACGAGAUCCACGACGAGGUCCUCGAAACUGUCUCUGUGUUCCGCGUCGAGACCGACUCUGCUUGGAGUCAAAUGAUGGACUUCCAAGUCACAGUCGCUCCUCCAUCCAAGCCUCGUGAGAACCCAUUCGGCUCCAUCUUCCGUUCGAAGAGACAGGCCGGUCUUCCCUCAUACUGCCAGUGCACUCCUACUAGAGUGACCUGCCCACCUGGACCACCUGGACCUCCUGGACGACCUGGAGCACCUGGACAACCUGGAGCACCUGGUCAGCCUGGUAGCGACGCCACUACAACAUACGCUCCCAUCAACUGCCCUGGUCGUGACAACACUUGCGUCCUGCUGGACCUCCCGGAGAUGGCUGGAGCACCAGGAAAUCCUGGAUCCGCUGGAAGACCAGGAGAGCCUGGAAGACCUGGCACAACUGGAAGUGGAACUCCUGGACGUCCAGGACCAGCUGGAGCUAUUGGAGCUCCAGGAAAUGCUGGAGGACCCGGCAGAGCCGGUAGUCCAGGAAGAGCUGGAGGACCUGGCCCGGCUGGCCAACCGGGAGGACGAGGACAGCCAGGAAGGAACGGUCAACCCGGAAGACGUGGAAACCCUGCAGGUCCAGGAGGUGAUGCCAACUACUGCCCGUGCCCACCUCGCUAUGCUGCUUCUGCCACGCAAGGCACGUGUUUGAGCUCGUUUUUCAGUAUUCAAUAA